UCCAUUUGUUUAUCAGGGCUGGAAGCAGUGCCUGCAGAGAUCUGUCCCUUUUGGAGACAGGCCGGACCCCUUUCUGCAUUCUAGGUGCUCUAAUCUACAGCAGUGGGAGGGGGAGCAAGCCUGCUCCCCCUCAAUAGUCGUGGGAUGUGAGAUGAGUCCUCCCUGCUGAGGUUUCUGCAAAUCCGGGCUGGUGCCCCGCCUUCCCUUCACCUGCACUUCCGCCCCGCCCACCCCGCCACUGUUCCAGGGCUUGUGCCCGGGGCUGCCUGGAGCCUGGGGUGUCCCUGGAGCCAGGACUUUUUCUGGCAGAGGCCAAGGCUCACCAACGUCAUCAGGUCUAUCCAUGACUGAAGCAAACACAACCUCGAUCUCAGGGGCCACCAAUGCAUCAACCACGGCCCCUGGACUAGGCAGCGGGGGCCGGGCAUGGCCUGUGCUGGUAGGAGUUGUGCUGGGGGCAGUGGUCCUCUCCAUACUCAUCGCGCUUGCUGCCAAGUGCCACCUCUGCCGCCGAUACCGAGCCAGCUACCGGCAUCGCCCUCUGUCCGGAACAGGGGGUGGGAACCGCCCACAGGUGGGUGAAGAUGAGGAUGAUGAUGGCUUCAUCGAGGACAAUUACAUUCAGCCUGGGGCUGGUGAGAUGGAGGCGACAGGAAGCCGGGACCACUUCUCUCUAUGAGCCCUAUCUUUGGACACUUCCCUCCAUGCCUGGAAGUUUAAAGACAAUGACACCUCAAGUCUCAGGGUCAGCAGAAUUCACUAAUACCUAAAGCUUGACCAGGAGCCUGUUUUCUGACACUGGUCUCCAAAGUGACAAUUCUGUUUCUCAUUAACUUUCCAUGGCUCCCCGCUGUCCCAGAAUACAGCCUGACAGUGCAAAUGUGGGAAAAGGCUGCUGUGAGCAGGCCUCUUGAUUUCCUUCCUUUGCCCUGCCUUCCUACUUUACCUACUGCUUGGGCUGCCUUGACACCCCUCAUGAAGGGAGCCUUGACCAACAAGUCCCAGGAUUUCACACAUGUCCCAACAGGAGAAGAGAGUGCCAAACUUCUUACCAAAAAUUUUUUCUUAUCAAUAAAGUAUAUGACUUGGUUAUAAUACAUCAUGUUUUUCACAGUAAUUAAUAAAUCUAUUUUCAUUUUG
Messenger RNA from Grammomys surdaster, 1140 nucleotides. RefSeq names its product chromosome unknown C1orf210 homolog (gene CUNH1orf210). Bases 344 to 679 code for a protein of 111 amino acids. The transcript has 3 exons. Lineage: Eukaryota; Metazoa; Chordata; Mammalia; Rodentia; Muridae. The record is from RefSeq and is a predicted model, not a curated record.